CCAAACAUUCAUAGACCAUGGCAACACAAGGAAGGAAAACCUGAGCAUUAAAACAUAGGAUCCUUUGCCCACUGGAAGACUAGUAGAUCUCAUGCUAUGGUUUUUCUCCUGGAAGGCUGCUUGGCACUUGUUUAUCAUCUGAAAUAAAAUAAGAGAUUUCUUCUUUUUUUUUGCUGACACCAUUGACAGAUACAUUAACACCCUGACCGCUUGCAGUAUAAGAAGAGACAACUUAUUAAAUUGUUCUAUGCCAUAAAUAUACACAUGCCUUCAAAAGAACUUUGAAGCCUGCCAUAUGUAGACAUGUGAUCCACUCAGACAUAAUCCUCCAGUGAUAAAGAGCUGGGCACUUUCCAGCCAGGAGCUCUGACUGUGCUAAUCUUCUUUCAGAGACACAGACGCAUUUCCCCUUCCACUCCCCCUUCUCUGUAACUUGUGAUUCCCGAGCUAUGGGAAAUAUGUGUGGCCCCUCUGGCUCUUUUUCUUUGCUACGCCCUGACCAAGGAUUUAUGCCUGAUGGAACAGCCUCCUAGUUAGAGCCCAAUGACUCUAACCCAGCAGGAUAACAGCCGAGCUUCUGCAGUCCUGCGAUUUGGGCAUUGCCAGAAUGGGACCCCUCAGCAGGAAAGAAGAAACCGUAAAGUUUAAACCCUUACCUGGGAAAGAUCCUUUUAAGCCAGUGAAGCUCUCCAAGAAGAGAACAGGCCAGUUGAUUAUGCACAGCACAGUCAUGUUUGGCCGUGAGUUUUGCUACGCGGUCGAAGCUGCCUUUGUCACCCCUGUGUUGCUCACCGUGGGGCUCCCCAAAAGCCUUUAUAGCUUCGUAUGGCUUAUCAGUCCCAUCCUAGGAUUUCUCCUGCAGCCUGUGGUGGGUUCGGUCAGUGACAAUUGCACUUCUAGGUGGGGCAAGCGAAGACCUUUUAUCUUGAUCCUUGGCCUUCUGAUGCUCCUGGGGAUGGCUUUGUACCUCAGUGGAGAUGCACUCAUCUCAGUUCUGGAUGUUGAUCGAGGCACUUGGAAGACAUGGGCUAUAAUUAUUACCAUGCUGGGAGUCGUGCUGUUUGAUUUUGCUGCUGAUUUUAUUGACGGUCCCAUCAAGGCGUAUUUAUUUGAUGUCUGCACUCAUCAGGACAAGCAAAAGGGGCUCCAUUAUCACGCGCUCCUGACAGGUCUUGGAGGUGCUCUGGGAUACCUGACGGGGGCCAUUGAUUGGGGAGCAACCAUUUUGGGAAAAUAUUUGGGGUCAGAAUUCCAUGUGAUGUUCUUUUUUGGGGCCCUUGUGUUCCUGCUCUCUCUUACGGUGCACUUGUGCAGCAUCCGUGAAUCCCCUCUUGUUCACACCAGUGACGAGACUAAAAUCCUGGUGAAAAGCUCUCAGCCUGAUCAAUAUGGUGCCAUAGAAAGUGUCAAGAAUAACAGUGAAUACAGUGAAAUGCAGAUUUCACCCAAAGAGGAGAAACUCACCACAAAAGCAGACAUUCAGGUUCAAAGGCAGAUAACCAUUAUGUCUCUCCUAGAAGCUCUUAUAAACAUGCCACCUCACUACCGCAGCUUAUGCCUGAGUCACUUGAUGGGAUGGACAGCUUUCCUUUCCAACAUGCUCUUCUUCACUGAUUUUAUGGGACAGAUUGUGUUCGAAGGUGAUCCUUAUGCCCCUCACAACUCCACUGCUUAUCUGACCUAUAAAAAGGGUGUAGAGAUUGGAUGUUGGGGUUUGUGCAUCAAUGCCAUUUCUUCUUCAGUCUAUUCCUAUGUUCAAAGAGCUCUGCUACCGUUCCUAGGAUUAAAAGGACUCUAUUUUGUUGGCUAUCUCCUUUUUGGAUUAGGCACUGGAUUUAUUGGGCUAUUUCCCAAAGUCCAUCCUACUCUGAUUCUGUGCUCCCUGUUCGGUGUCAUGUCCAGCACACUGUACACGAUACCAUUCAACCUUGUUGCUAAUUACCACAAGGAGGAAUUGAAUCAGAAACACGAUGAAGCUGCAGACUCCAGCCGAGGAAAGGGUAUUGACUGUGCUGCUUUGACCUGUAUGGUCCAACUGGCCCAAAUCAUCGUUGGGGUGGGCCUGGGUCUCCUGGUCAGUGCUGCUGGCAGUGUGGUGGUGGUAGUGAUCUCUGCCUCUGCGGUUGCCUUGCUGGGUUCCUGCUUUGUAGCCUUGUUUGUUCGGUACAUUGACGAAAGCAAUAAAUAGUUGAUUGGU
Pantherophis guttatus is the source of this 2197-nucleotide messenger RNA. It is a transcript of the gene SLC45A2, whose product is annotated as solute carrier family 45 member 2. Gene Ontology annotation, cellular component: membrane. Gene Ontology annotation, molecular function: sucrose:proton symporter activity. The record is from RefSeq and is a predicted model, not a curated record. Lineage: Eukaryota; Metazoa; Chordata; Lepidosauria; Squamata; Colubridae.